Molecule: messenger RNA, 2340 nt
Organism: Puccinia triticina
Lineage: Eukaryota; Fungi; Basidiomycota; Pucciniomycetes; Pucciniales; Pucciniaceae
Exons: 5
Coding region: 1-2340 (779 amino acids)
Molecular function (GO): RNA binding
Source: RefSeq, a predicted model, not a curated record
AUGGCCGAACAACAAAACUUUCGCUUGCAUGUUGGCGGCCUUGGAGCAUCGGUGACCUCUGAAGACCUCCAGAAGCGAUUCUCAGCAUUCGGAACCGUCGCCAAGGUGGACGGAGUGGGCAAGCUGGAUGCCAAUGGCUCUCCUUUAAGAUACGCCUUCGUGGACAUCCUCUCAACAGAUUCCCAAGUUAAGCGAUGCAUGAACCUCCUGUCUGGUACGACUUACAAAGGAAGCACUUUGAGAAUCGCGCCUGCAAGGCCGGAUUACGUCGCCCGAGUGGAAAGGGAGCGUGCAAACUUGCCCAUCACCACAUUUGUUGAUCCCGACGAAGAAGCAAUCCGAGUUCGCGAAGAAAAGGCAGCUCAAAAACUGGAACGCAAACUUGCCAAAUUUCGCGCGCGUAAAAGAGGGAUCGAAGGUUACGAAAGUGCGAACAUGGAAUUAAUGACUGUUAAAAAGUUCAAAAGUCGGCAAGGAGUCAAUGGAUGGAAGAAAGAUCCAGAGACCUCGCUUCCGAUAUUCCCAAUCGUCACUCGCCCUCUUCGUCCCCUGCCUUCUUUGGAGCCCACUCAAUCUCAGGGUGCCAAUAUGAAAGAACCAUCUGACUGUACUCGAGUCCCCACCCGCGCUAGGAGGAUUCGCAUUGAUCCCACCGUCUAUCGUGCUGCGAUCAAAAACCGCAAGACUCACAUUCUAGGGCCAAGAGCUAUGUCGAUUGAACAAUACAAAUUAGGGUUUAGCGGUGGAGCCAAAGAAGUCAAAAAAAGUCAAGCGAGUCGACUGAUGUGGGAAUGCCAACUCGGAGAAGACGGCUCCGUUGUUUGGAGACUAGCAAAUGGUGGUAAUUUGAAUCAAGAAGAGCGAAUGCCGCUUUCUAGUUGCACCCUUCAGAAGUUGAAAGAUGCGGAUGAGCGGCUUUCGUCUUUGGGGCUCUCAAGUACCCCCGCGUUGCGCUUAAGAGGUGGCACUUCUUCUAAACGUCCCCGGCGAUCUGAGAACCGACCUAAAUCUCCGGACACAAGCUCCAUAUCCCCCGAAUCAGUCGCAGCGAAUCUUCCACCGAAAUCGGAGGCAAUCUCAAGCGAUAAAGCCCUUUCGGCGAUCCUCAAAGAAGAGCGUCAGAGAUACUUGUCCUUGGCCUCUCAGACGGUGACCCAACCGCCCGACAGGAACGAUCUGCUGGAGGAGGUAGGGCAAGGUACACAAGCUGCUGUAAAGAGGCAAAAACUGAAAGAAAAGAGACAGGGUUGUCACUUUGAAGAUACAAUCGAAUUCGUACCGGCAACUGCGGUUAAUCAUCAAGGUCCAAAACAACAGGGCCCCACGCACAAUCACCCAUCUUCCAAAGCGUCAGAAUCCCUGUUAGUUCAACCAACGCUCAUAAACUCAGGCGACGAGUCAAUGUCAUCGAAUUCCGAAGCUCGUACAAGCUCGAAGCCAAGUCACUCAUCUGAUGCUAGUUCUGAAUCUGAUGCAGAUUCCGAAUCUGAUGCCGAUUCCGAAUCUAUUGCCGAUUCCAAAUCUGUUGCCCGUUCCGGAUCUGACGCUGGUUCUGAAUCUGAUGCCGGCUCCGAGUCCGUUGCCGGUUCAGAAUCCAAUUCAUCACUAGACAGCCCAGAUCUGCAGACUAAUCCCACUCAACCACCAGAUUCGGACUCGAUGAUCAUGGAAGGAAAUUCCAAGAUAGAGGUGUUGAAAAACGGGAAGAUGGCGGACCACACAUCUGCCGUUCGACUAUCAGAUUUGACUGACAUGUUCAGAGCAAAAGAAGUUGAGAAGACAGGCUUUUGCUUGACUGACGUUUUGGGGGAGAUGGAACUGGACGACGAUAUCCUCGGGCCAGCCGACGAAUCAGAAAUUGAGGCCCCACCAUCCGGGCAAGAUGACGAAUCUUACAAACAGCAGGGCGGCCCGCCUAUGAAGUCCAACGCAUUCAUCCAUCCAUCUCGCCUGGAAGGUAGCAGCUUUGUUCAAUCCCGGACUGUCGCUCAAGUUAAGCAAUCCAAAAGGAAGGGGCCAUUCUUUUUUUAUCCCACCGACGAAGAUCCGGAGUCGAAGGUUGUCGAUUCGUUACUGUCAGCUGAGCAUCGGGAGACCGCACGCCGACAUUGGCUAUCAAGUGGCCAAGGAGCAUCUUCGAACUGUUGGAGGACGUUUAUUAGAACCCAGUCCAAUCUCGAAAUCGAAACUGCGCACGAUGAAAAGAAGUCAACUCUGACAGAACAGCUGCGUCGCAAACACAAGGAUGCGAUCAAGCGGGAUCGGAAAUGGGGCAACAAACAGCCUACUAAACCUUUAACUCUCAAAGGAUUAGAGUCUGAAAAUGAUUUAUCGGACUGA